Sphaeramia orbicularis (orbiculate cardinalfish) is the source of this 1969-nucleotide messenger RNA. RefSeq names its product CDC-like kinase 2b (gene clk2b). Gene Ontology annotation, cellular component: nucleus. Gene Ontology annotation, biological process: regulation of RNA splicing; peptidyl-tyrosine phosphorylation. The record is from RefSeq and is a predicted model, not a curated record. NCBI's taxonomy places the organism in Eukaryota, Metazoa, Chordata, Actinopteri, Kurtiformes, Apogonidae. The transcript is spliced from 11 exons. Gene Ontology annotation, molecular function: protein tyrosine kinase activity; ATP binding; protein serine/threonine kinase activity. Bases 404 to 1558 code for a protein of 384 amino acids.
CUCCUUCGUGUCUUUUCGUCUUGUUUUUGUGUCUGUCCUGUGCUUCAUUUGUCUCGCUCACUUUGGAGUUUUCUCGUUCCAUCUUUCCUCGUAGACUUCUGUCUCAUCUGUCAGUUUUUUUGGCUACAUUCUUUGUUGUUGUUUUUUGUUGUUUUUUUUAACUUGCUGUGUGUCUCUCUAUCUCACUUCUAGUUUCUGCUGACAACACUGCCGGCUAUUUUUUACUUUGUCACAACUCCAUGUCCUCUACUUUUCUGUGCCAUUGCUUUAAUAUUGUAUUGUCUCGUCCUUUUCUGUUCUUUCUUCGACUCCUGCUCUGUAGCCUGGUUUCGUAUCGCAGCUUCACCUCCCUAUCUCCUUCACCUUCCUCCAUCCUCCUCCUCAUCCUUUGCAGCUCUGCAUAAUGGGAAAGACAGAGCUGUAUUCUCUUCUUAAAGGUUUUGUGGACUGUCUUUGCCUCUGCCUUUCUAGGAGCAGUGAUGAGGCAGAAAAUGAAAGAGACACUGAAAAUGGUCACCUAAUCUACAAAAGCGGAGACGUACUCCAAGACAGAUAUGAGAUUGUUGACACAUUAGGUGAGGGGACUUUUGGGAAGGUGGUGCAGUGUUUGGACCACAGCAGAAAUCGGCAAGUCGCUCUGAAGAUUAUCAAGAACCAGGAGAAAUAUAGAGAAGCAGCCAGAUUAGAAAUUAAUGUGCUGGAGAGGAUCAGUGAAAAAGAUCCACUAAACAAGCAUCACUGUGUGCAGAUGCUGGACUGGUUCAACUAUUACGGCCAUGUCUGCAUCUCUUUUGAGCUUCUGUCUCUAAGUACUUUUGACUUCUUGAAAGAAAACAACUUCCUGCCUUAUCCCAUUAACCAGAUCCGGCACAUGGCCCACCAGAUCUGCCAUGCUGUCAGCUUUCUCCAUGACAACAAGCUGACUCACACCGACCUGAAGCCUGAGAACAUCCUCUUUGUCAACUCACACUACACUCUUACGUACAACUCAGAGAAGAAGUGCAAUGAGAGGAGAAUAAAUGACACCACUGUGCGGCUUGUUGACUUUGGGAGCGCCACCUUUGACCACGAACACCACUCUGCCAUCAUCUCCACACGUCACUACCGAGCUCCAGAGGUCAUACUGGAGAUGGGCUGGAGUCAUCCAUGUGAUGUAUGGAGUAUCGGCUGCAUCCUGUUUGAAUACUACGAAGGAUUCACACUAUUCCAGACUCAUGAUAAUAAGGAGCAUUUGGCCAUGAUGGAGAGAAUACUGGGACCAAUUCCUCCGAGGAUGAUCCAGAGGAGCAGAAAGCAGAAAUAUUUUCACCGUGGGCGUCUAGAUUGGAAUGAGUGCUCCAAGGCUGGGCGUUAUGUCAAAACUAAGUGCAAACCAUUAAAGAAGUACCUGUUGUCACAUGGAACAGAGCACCAUCACUUCUUUGAUCUUUUGGAGAAGACGAUGGAGUACGAACCCUUGAAACGCAUCUCCUUCACCUCUGCCUUAAACCAUCCUUUCUUCCUGUAUCAGCCAAAAAAAAGUCAAAGCUGGAGGAACAGCUGUGACAUGAGCAGAUGACCCUGAACCAUCGCUUUACUCUGUGCCAUGAUUCGCAAAUACUUGACAUUACAUUACAGACACACCUUUUGUUAAAAAUAACCUACAGAAGCUUUCACUUUCUGGUAAGAGUGAUGGACUUCAUUUUUUAAUACAUUGCUCCCCCAACCUUUGUUUAUUUUUAUUUUUAUAUGUGAUAAAAUAAUUAGCAGUGAACAUUAACAUAGCUGCAUAAUUUAACUGUAUUCAUUCAGUUAAUUAAUGCUUAUUGCUUUUCCCUGUGGUAUUUGAGGCAAUUUGGAUGAGUCGGCCUAUAGAUUUACCAAGAAGACACAAAUACUGAGCAGAAUGGAUUAAAGGCAUGCCUCCAUUUUGAAUUAAGCACUUAAUUUACAUGAAGUAACACAUAAUAAGACAAAAACAACAAAAAGA